Messenger RNA from Anopheles stephensi (Asian malaria mosquito), 4555 nucleotides. Its product is annotated as ABC transporter C family member 8-like. The transcript has 4 exons. The record is from RefSeq and is a predicted model, not a curated record. Gene Ontology annotation, cellular component: membrane. Gene Ontology annotation, biological process: transmembrane transport. The coding region runs from base 274 to 4518 and encodes 1414 amino acids. Lineage: Eukaryota; Metazoa; Arthropoda; Insecta; Diptera; Culicidae. Gene Ontology annotation, molecular function: ABC-type transporter activity; ATP binding; ATP hydrolysis activity.
UACGUGAGAUUACUCAGCGCUCAUUGUGGCAGUUGCGCGCGCAUAUCUUGCCCCAUCGUACCAAGCGUCCGAGCGGGUUCAGUCGCUUCCUAACCUUCCGCUACAAACCACACACAGAGUAGACACAGUCGAGCCAAACCAACACCCCCACAGUGCAGGUGUAUGGGUAGAGAGCUAUCAGUUUCGGUGCAUUUGUUUGUUGUGGCGUUUGGCAGUAGAACGGCUGUUCGAUUUGAAUGAAACCGUAAAUCGAGAGAAAGUGUUUUUUCCUCAAUGGAAGAACCGGUGACGCCAUGUUUGGAGGAUCAUCUAGUGGUGUACGCGCUGCAGUAUCUACUACUCUGGUUGUUUUUCUUCUCUGAGGUACGCUAUGUGAAGCAGAAUGUCCCUGGCGGUGCAUCAUCGAACCGUACCGCGUACAGAGUGCUUUCGGUGUACCUGGUGCUUAUAACGCUUGUGGCUGUCGUUGUCGCUGCGUACCGCCUAAUCGACGACUCGGUAGCAGUUUGGCGAGAUGGAUUGGAGGCUGGCUCUAUGGUGGCCGUCCUUUUUCUGCAGAUUUACGCAACGAGUCGCAAUGUGGAUCACGUCUUCCUGUUCACCUACUGGACCCUCCGGACGCUUGCCCUCUCGAUAGACGUUGCGUUCGAUCGUACCGAUGCGUACGAUCUGGUGCAUCUCAUUCUGGCCUUUGUUUGGCUGUGCGUGUGUGGCGUUAGAUCGCUACUGACCAACGAAAAUCAUUCCGGCACCGGGUUGUCCACACCACGGGAACCGAAUCUCGUACGUAGCUGGUUCUUUUCCUGGUUGGACCACACAUACCGGGAAGCUCACCGGGGUAGUGAGUCAUUCUACGAAGGCAAGCUGUUUGGUAGCCUGCCGGAUGAUCGAAGAUGUGAAACACUCUUGGAGGCGUACGAGAAAUCAAAUGCAAAGCGGGGCUACACUGCCGUCGACGAUGGCAGUGGACGGAAGGAGAAGGAAAGUCAUCGAUUUACAAUCCGACGGCUACUUAUCCCCUUCCGGCGGGAUAUCGUACUGUCCGGCGUGAAUCGGUUCGCGCUGAUUGUGUUCUACUUUCUCUGCCCUUAUCUGCUACGAGUUCUGCUUGAAGAAAAUCAAUCCCGCAUGUACCAGAAGUGGAUUGUGGCGGCACUGUUUUAUGCGUCGAUUACGAUUGCCAUACUGAACACACAGUACCAGCACGCCACCCAGGACAUCGGCCUACGCAUCAAGUCCAUCCUGAUGGGUGCGAUUUACCGGAGCAUUCUUGCCGAAGCUUCCACCUCGAACACAUCGAGCGCAACGCUCACAACCGACACGAUGGUGUUUGUGCCCUUGGUGCAAGAAAUCCACAUGAUGUGGUCCGGGCCACUGAUCAUCAUCGUCACGUUCGUCGCACUGUGGGCAUGGGUUAUAGGACCUAGCGGUAUCGUAGGUCUAACCAUCAUGGUGAUCGUGAUCUACAUUACGAAGCGUAUCGCGCAGAAGAUUUCCAACCAGGAGAAGCACAUCAAACGCUGUAAGGAUGAUCGUGUCCGCUUAACGACCAACUCGAUCGAACAGAUGCAACAGAUCAAGUCCGAUCUGUUGGAAGAAUAUUUCGAGCAACAGAUUGACGACCAUCGGCGGGCAGAGUUGCGGCACAUGCGAACGUUCAUGUGGUACGACGCGCUGAAAUAUCUGCUCAGCAUCGUCACACCAACGAUCGUUGCCUGCGGGACGUUCCUUUUCAUGUACCUAGAGGGCAGUGGGGCUCUGCUGACCGUACAGUCAAUGUUUGUAGCGAUCGCCCUGUUCAACAUAACGCGCUACCCAAUGUCGGUGAUACCGAACCUGAUGACUAACUGGCGAAUCGCGAACGAGAAGCUGGACGCGAUCAAUGCGAUUGUGGGCGGUGGAAAGCAGGAGGAACCGAAUGUAAGAGCACAGAAAGGUGGCAUGAAAAAUGGAGUGUACAAAGGAAGCCUCGAGAAGAUGCAGGACGUCGUAAAUACGUUCGUUGAUCAGCUGGAAGACUCGAUGGCGGAUUCGUCAAAGGCGGAGAUACUGAAGUAUGAACGAGCACAGUUUUCGAUUGCUGAUCGAGUGAUCUUGCGGGAUAUUAGUAUGAAGCUGCGUGCGGGCACCUUUACCGGUAUCAGCGGAACUCAUGGCUCGGGGAAGACUACACUGGUGCGUGCGAUGAUCGGGACGGUCAGCAGAACGGCGGGAACAAGCACCAUCACGUGGAACAGCGUAUCCUACUGCCCACAAACACCUUGGAUCCAUAGUGGCACCAUCCGCAGUAAUAUCCUGUUCGGGCAGGAGUACGAGCAGGAUCGAUACGAGGAAGUCCUGCGAGCCUGCUGUCUCGAAGAGGACCUAAAAACAUUCCAAGACUACGACGAGCGUGUCGUAAGCGAAGGUGGACACUCGCUGUCGGGUGGACAGGCACGGCGUGUCUCGCUAGCACGGGCCGUCUAUCGGCGGGCUGACGUAUAUCUGUUCGAUGAUCCACUCCGCUCACUGGAUCCGAAUGUGUCCCGAACGGUGUUUGAAAAUGUGUUUCACCGUACCAAUGGACUACUUGCCGGCUGUACCUGUGUGUUUAUAUCACACGACCCGGAGCAUUAUGCCAUAGCGGACAAAGUACUGGUGAUGGCCGAAGGUACUAUCGAGAAGGUUCUCAUACCAGCCGAUAUUGGUGAUCAGCUUGCCGAUCACAUUGCACGAGAAGAUGAGAUGGAGCGCGAUGAGCAGCAGGUAGCUAAAGAAGAUCCCAAGUUGAAGACUAAGCGUACUAAGAGCUCACAGGGAAAAAGCAAUGAGAACUCCCGGGGUAGCGUCUCACUGAAGCUGUACGCCAACUUUGCACGGCUACUCAAGCUACCGUACUAUGGCACUGUAGUGUUGUUGGAGAUAUUGACCACUGGGCUGGAUAUUGUCAUCACAACCCUGCUAGCACAGUGGGCAGCAAGUGACAAACAAUCGAACCGGGAUCUUCUCAGUACUUCGUGGAUCGUUUGCAUAUGGUCCUGUGCGGUGUUACUGAAGACAGUGCUACUACAGUGGGGUGGUCUACAGCUAUCAAAAUUCGUCCAUUCCCGCAUGCUUUCCACCAUUCUACGUCAACCGAUGGAAUUCUUCGAUCGGAAUGAUUCCGGUGUCGUUGUGAACCGCUUCGCAAACGAUCUUAACAUAGUGGAUGUGAAGAUCAUCACCAAUCUUCGUGCUGUGCUGAGCGCCUCUUUCAGUGUUCUUGGAACGUUAGGACUCUUUGUCUUUAAACUAUACAACAAACCUCUCCUGUUUGUUGUGGCACUUUCGGCUGCAGUGUUUCUAGUGUUUGGCCUGAAGCGAUUGCUGAGCUACCACCUACAGGUAGCGCGAACUUUGAAGCGUUUCGAAGCAAGCUCACGAUCACCUAUCAUCCUGCAGUACAACGAAACGAUUCAGGGUAUCGACACGAUCAAGGCGUACGAUGCGGAGGGACGCUUUCUUCGACAGUUCCUGGAACGGAUCGAUACACACCAGAACUACAUUUACCACAACAAUUCGGCUAACCGGUGGAUAGGCAUUCGGCUAGAGUUUAUCGGUGCGAUGGUGAUCUACUACGUAGCGCUACUUACCGUCAGCAAUCAGUCGAUGGUUGGAUUGGCUUUCGUGGGAAUCAUCGUUAGCUACGUGUUGCGCUUGAUUCCAUCCCUAAACAGUCUGCUGCUAGCUUCCGGCUUACUCGAGGAGAACAUCAUAUCGUUUGAGCGUGUGGCACAGUAUCUGGAUUUGCCACGCGAAACUACUGACGAAACGGGAGUCGGCUAUCCCACUUCAGGCCAAGAAAAGCUACCUGUCCGUGGCCCGAUCGAGUAUCGCGAUGUUUCACUAACGUACUCCGACGGAUCCACCGUUCUGCAUAAUCUCACACUUACGAUUGGUGCUGGCGAGAAGCUGGGAAUCGUAGGUCGAACUGGUUCGGGCAAAUCGAGCUUCAUUGGGACGUUGUUCCGCUUCUACCCGAAGAAUACAUCCGGAACCAUUCUCAUCGCUGGUGUUGGGUUAAAAGCCAUAUCGCUCCGAAAGCUUCGCAACGAACUCACACUCGUCCCGCAAAGUACAAGCUUAUUUUCCGGUCUCGUACAAAACUUCAUCGACCCAUGGAAGGCUCAUACGGUCGAGCAGCUGCAAACGAUUAUGCGCGAAUGUGAGCUAGCCAGUGUUAGCCUGGGUGCAACACUGCAAGAACUUUCCGACGGACAGCGUCAACUUCUGUGCUUGGUGCGUGGUCUGUUGCGUCGGAAACCGAUCAUCAUACUGGACGAAGCCACCUCCGGGUUGAAUGCGGACACGGAAGAUCUCAUACUAAAGGUUUUUCACAAACAGUUUCACGAUCGUACCGUGCUGAUGAUCGCCCAUCAUCUGAAUACGGUGAAGUGUUGCGAUCGUAUACUGUGGUUGCAGGAAGGACGUGUUCGUAAAAUUGCUCCCCUGAGCGAGUAUACGGUAGAGGAGCGUGUUGAGCUGGGGUUCCGAGAUUAGUACUUACAUGUAACGGGUUGUGAUAUUAAGGGUUCGU